UUACACAAUUUGAAAAUCAUCUUAUUCAUCAACUUCAAAAGACUGAAAAUUUUGUAUCUUCAAAAAUUCAAAAUCAAGAAAUAAAAUAUCAAAAUCUUAUAAAUAAAAUAGAAAACAGUUUUAAUAAUUUCAGAAUAAAUUUUGAAAACGAAAAAACAAUAGAUCAAAAAUUAGAUGAAUUAAGUAAAAAAUUAAUACAAAAAAAUCCUUUAAUUAAUCUUGAAUCAAAAAUUGAUCAAAUUAUAAAAAACUUAAAACUUAAAUUUUCAUCUGAAAAAUCACUUGAUGAAAAAAUAAAUGAUAUCAUCAUAU
This is a messenger RNA of Cetraspora pellucida, 312 nucleotides long. Lineage: Eukaryota; Fungi; Glomeromycota; Glomeromycetes; Diversisporales; Gigasporaceae. The record is from the annotation of a GenBank genome assembly.